This is a messenger RNA of Pezoporus flaviventris, 5204 nucleotides long. RefSeq names its product interleukin-9 receptor-like. Gene Ontology annotation, biological process: immunoglobulin mediated immune response; production of molecular mediator involved in inflammatory response; cytokine-mediated signaling pathway. NCBI's taxonomy places the organism in Eukaryota, Metazoa, Chordata, Aves, Psittaciformes, Psittacidae. Gene Ontology annotation, cellular component: external side of plasma membrane; membrane. The transcript is spliced from 9 exons. The coding region runs from base 2458 to 4110 and encodes 550 amino acids. The record is from RefSeq and is a predicted model, not a curated record. Gene Ontology annotation, molecular function: protein binding; cytokine receptor activity.
GCUGUUGUGAUUUUGAACCUACUGGGCUUAGCUUUGCCCAUAUUGUUGUUACUCCCUCAAUAUACCCCUAGCUUAGGGGCUUCCUGGGCACUGCUCCAAGAUAGUGGGGCUGUUUUUGGUUCCUUCUCUCCUUAUUUUCCAUUUUUCUUGUGGGAAGGUAUUGUCUUAGCAUGUUUAUGUGUCCUUCCUGCUGUGCUGCAAGUACCCUGCAUGCCCUUCACAAGGCAGCAGAGGACUGAGCCAACUCCACUUCCUUACUGAUGAGCUGAUCCUGCCAUGCACUAUCUUACAGGGUCUGCUCACGCUGCACUUAUGUCUGUGCAAAUGUGUACUGAGCAAAAGCAUCUCUGAUGGUCUGUAGCACAGCCUUCUGCUGCUCAUCUUGCAGUUAUUUGCAUCUCAGAAACUACAUUGUGGUAACUGACCCCAGGCUGCUUAAGGGAAGAGGGGACACUUGCCUAGCUUUCCUCAAGCCCCUUAAUUCUGCGUGCUCCUUGUUUCUGUGAGUAUUGCUGGCCCCAGAACUGCUGAAGGAGCUGUUUCUGUUACUGCAACACUAUCUAGCUGCACAUCUGGUAGCUUGUGGUGAUUUGAUGCUACCUUGGCCUAGAAGUUGCCUCUGAUCACCCUAGAAGACAGACUUCAUGGGCAGAGAAGAACUCGCUUUGAUACAUGGCAUAAGGAUACUAAAGUAAGGGAGACUGUUCCCUUUGAAGCACUUGUAACAAUUACGCUUUUGACCAAUGAGUUGUUGACAUUGUGGAUGUGGAGGGGUUGGAGGUGGGCUUUUUUUCCCCGUGGCUUCUAGCAGCAAACUGCACAUGUCCUUGACCCAGCAGUAUCUGAUUUGGAAAGACUGUUUAUGCAGGAAUGUUUGGACCAUUGGUGGCAGUGCAAGCCCAUGGCUGUGGGUUCUGGGGAGGCCUCCUGGGCUCUCAAACAAGCUGUCUCUAAAAGGUCUCACUCCACCCUUCUGUGUCCUCAGAAACGUACAGUGGUACAUUCCUGAACAGCAGCGUGAAGCACAGACAGAGUGUGAUGACAAUCAUGCUGUAAGGGCAGUUGCUGUUUUGCUGCUUGGCCCAGCAGGCCUGCUUAAAACAACAGUUUCAAUACGCAGCCUGCAGCUGAAUCUGCUCAGCUGCUCCUGCCAUGCUCAGGUAACCAGAUGAUCUAACAUAAGCCUUGCAGAGGUGAGGUUGGUCAUGACCUGAGCAGUGGGGUGAGGUAGCAAGAAGAUGCCAGCAUCACCACCCAUGCAGAUAAAGCCUUUAGGCGGCUGUGCUCUCCUGCGCUUUGCUCAGUAUUCACAACAAUCAGGGACAGGAGUUCAGUUAAUGGCCUGGGCUGGGUGGCGUUUUGGGCAUGGGGGAAGUAUGAAAAAAGGCAACUGCAGAGAGCUGUGAUGUUCAUGUUGCAUAUACUGCUCUGUAGUUUGGAAUAGUAACAUGAAAGGAAACUGAGGAAGAACAUUUUGCUUUGCCAUUUGAACCAAACUGCUGCUGAACUCCUGUAAAGUUCUUUUCCUGUCUGCCCUGUAAGCAGAAUAUUACAAAAGACGUGGGCCUUCCAUGGCCAUUGCAUCUUUAUGGUGACCUGCAGCAGUAGGCAGGGAGGAUGCAGUUUGUCUCUACAGGAGACAAGAUGUCUUUUGCUGCAGCACGGUGAACUGCAAGCAUCUGGGCAGCUCUGAGGCAGCAGUUGUUAUUUGCUUACAUGAUGCUCUGAAGGCUGCUUGCAUUUUAGGGGCUUUCCAUUUCUGCUCCUGUUCAGGCCUGUUGUGACAAUAAAAAGUGUAAUAUACAUUGAAAUGGGUAACCAUGAGGCCUCAUGGUAGUUGACAGGAGUCUUACUGGAGGGGAAAUGCUGAAAAGCGGAUAUGGGGAGAAGCACCAUAACUCAACCUGUAGUACCAAUUUGGAAGUGUCUGUCCUCAUUUCUGCACAGCCCCUGCCUUCCUCUCUUGGCUGUUAAAACUAAUACUGGCAGAUUGUUAUUCAGUCUGUGUUUUGCCUGCUUCUCCCAUCCGCUUCUCUGGCACAUGUAUGUAAUGGACUUGAUGGAUCCUGACUGUAGUACAACCACUGCAGCAUUACAGCAGGGUAUGGAAAGAUCUGUUCCUUAUACACUCUAGGAUAUGGACGUGGAAGUACUGCAAUGCUUGUUUGCCUUUGGCCCUUCAAGCACAGUGCAGCAAUAGGCUGUGGAAGAAGUACAGAACAGGGCAGCUCAGGGAUGCCUCAGGUGUCUGAGCGCAGUUGUGUAGAGGCCUUGGGUGGGAGUAGUCUUGCCUCAUAUCCAGACAGGGCUAGGAAACGGUUUACGGUCACUUAAAGAGCUCUUCUGUUGGUCUUCUAUUAUAUAAAUGUUGCAAGCAGGUUCUUUCAUAUUCAGCAAAUUACUUGGCCUUUUAAAUAUUAACCCUUUAGCAGAAAUUCCUCAGUUUCUCCAUCACUAAUGAGUAACUGCAGAUGCAGCUACUCUUCAACUCAAUCUGAUAAUCUGAGCAGGUUUUCAUUGGUUCUUGAGAUUAUCUUCAAAAUCAGGCACAGCAACUUCUGCUUUAUUAUGCCACUGCUGCUACUGCCUGAUCAUCAAACCGCACAGCUAAAGCUAUCAAGGGGCAGAAGCAGUGUGAAAAGUGAAGUUUCCUUUGAGCUGAUACUGUCUGGAAUGGGAGGAGAUGUGUGGCAACUGUGCCUCCAGCUGUGCAUUGCUUCGGUGCUGCUCUUUGGUGGAGGAAGAGGAAGAGAGCUCCAGGGCAGCCUGAGCUGCCUGAAUAACUAUGUGACUACCGUGAGCUGCAUGUGGGAAAUGGAGGAGCCCAUGGGAGAGGGACCUUUCCACCUGCAUUUCACCAACCUCUGGUCAAAGGGCCACAACGCCAGCUGCAGACUUACUGCCAGAGAAAGCAUGCAGAACCAGUACCACUGCACAAUCCAUUUAGCCAGCCAGAUCUUGGAAACAGAUGGUUAUAGAGUUGCUCUCCAAGGCAACUUCUUUGGACGCAAUCACACGUACAUCAUCUUUCCAGAGUACAAUCCCCGUGAGCACAUAAAACUUGACCCCCCUUUGAACAUCCAGAGCAAUGCCACUGCCAGCAAGUGUCAGAUAUGGUGGAGCGUGCCUUGGUACCUCGUCGAAAUUCUUCAGUAUGAGUUGCAGUAUAAGGAGUACAGCAAGCCCUGGGAGAUUGCACUGAACAAGACGCCCCCCAGUUCACUGCCCCAGGUUGAAAUUGAAGCCGCCGAGCUCCGCAGCGGCGUUGCUUACACUGCACGAGUUCGGUGCAAGGUUUCUGAGAGUGAGGAUUCGUACCAUAGUCAGUGGAGCGAGUGGAGCCAGCCAACAGUGUUUCAAAGAGCAGAACUGCCUGAAAAGAUCCUAAAUACCAGAACUAUGCAGUUCUUGUUCAUUCCUCUGAGUUUCGGCAUGCUGCUGUAUUUAUUUUGGAGCUGCAAGCUUUCUUCAAGGGCAAAAGACCUCUCCUGCUUCAACAUUCCCACACCAGCUGCUUUCUUUCAGCCUCUCUAUAAUUUGCACAAUGGGAAUUUUAAGGACUGGGUUGGAUCUAAUGAGGCUUGUAGCCAGCUCAGAAGAGAAGAGGCCAGCAAGUCAAACAAAGUGACUGCAGAUCAUGUUUCUGAUCUGAACACCCAAGAACAGAUUUCCCAGAUUUUUUCCUUGAAACCUAUGGAAAGCACAAAUCUGGCUGCUGCAGAAGAAAACUUAGUAUUUGCCUCAGUUCCAAGCCAGCAGUACGUCCCCAGCAGGUAUGUAAGAGCAGAAGAGACAGAAGUGAGGCUGGGACUACUGUUUGCACAAGCCCGUGGUGAUGAUACAGUUGGCUUGAAAAUCUCUGAAAAAAUUAAAGCCAACCUUGACAGCCCCAGCACGGGAAGGAAUUCUUCCUCUCACGCACAGCAUGGAAAGGGCAACUUCCUUAUGCUUCAGGAAUCUUUAGAGAUAGCAAAUGUGUCCUUCAGCAGUAGUGACUAUUGUACCUUAUGUGACAAUCAUACCACAGGAGGUUUGAUUCCUGCUGAACUACUGAAGCUCUCCAACGGCAAUAGUCUUCUCAAUCAGAAUGAUCAGAGUGACCUUCCCUGAGGAAUACCGUCUACAAAGAUCUUUGUGCUGUCCUCUCACCUCCCAGCACUGUCUUCCCAAGUGGCUUAAAUAGUGGCCAUGCAGACAAUUACAAACAUGUAUCAUUUUUAGGUAAAUCCUCAAUUUCUGUACUUAAAAAGAAGAUCGUGACAACUCCUCUGGCUAGCAAAUACUACUCCUACAGGCAUCGCAAGGCCUGACUCCAGCAGUACCUGCUGUCUCAGGGGACAUAUAACCAUACUCUUCUCUAAAUUAACCACCUGUCAGCAGCAGAAGUCCAGCAAUGCUCUGGCUAAGGAAGCAGCAGCAGACCUGCUAUUUCGCCUCAGGAGGAGCUAUUGGGAUUGGGCGCCUCUCAGAAGCAGCAAUACUUGUAAUGUGCUGAACCACAACUUAAACUCCAUCGUUAUUUUAUAAAGUAGUAAAAAACAUAACCAAUUUUUGCUAAAAAGGGUAAUUUUGCUUUUUAAUAUUUGCUUCUUAAUAUGAUAUUGAUGACUUCAAAUGGUUCCCAAUUUCUUCAGAAUUCAUAAUUGCUCUAUUUAAUCAGGCAGUGGUCUUGUUCUUUAUUACUCCGAAUGGCUCUAACUUUCUAUUGUGCCGUAACUAAGCCCCAUAUAGUGCUUUGAUUUUAACAACAAUUUAUUCCAAGGUUAAGUGCCUGACCUGAUCUACUGAAGAAAGGCGAAAAGCAAGAAUAGAACAAACGAGCUUUAUUUAAUCAAAAAGCAGGCCAGGCCAACUGCCUCUCCAGGGCUUUUUUUAUUUCUCCAGAACUGAUGAGUUCUUUGCCUAUCUGCUCAACCAAACAGCCUUUCUGAGAUGAACCUCUGGAGGUUUACUUUCUGCCCUAGACACAGAAAACCUUAGAUGUGAUUGACUGCCCACCAAGCAGGUUCCUGAAGUCUUAGUUACAUCUCCUAGGCUUAAAGGGCUCAGGAGUUUUAGCAAGCAUGCUAAGAAAUUUACAGAUGCAACUACACUAGCUGGCACAUGCAUACAUACAGUCACACACAUUCAUUCCUUCCUCUUUGGGAGUGCUUCCCUUGACUCUCUGGUGAUUGUUAGCACUGGUUAGUUCUGACAAUGAAAAG